AUGCGCAAAGCAUCCCGCUGCCACACGCUGAGCUCCAUGGCCAACUCCGGCUGCCUGCUCCUUUCCAGCUCUGGGAUGCUACCUCACUCCCUCCAGUGUCCCCCUGCCUUCCUCUACCUACCCGAGGGCUUUGGGUUUGUAACUUUUGAAACGAGCACAGAUGCCGAUCGUGCACGGGAGAAACUAAACGGUACAAUCGUAGAGGGACGCAAAAUAGAGGUCAACAAUGCAACGGCACGAGUGAUGACAAAUAAAAAAGUGGCCAACCCUUACACAAAUGGCUGGAAGCUGAACCCAGUGGUAGGAGCUGUCUAUGGUCCUGAACUGUAUGCUGUAGCAGGGUUUCCCUACCCUGCCACAGGGGCUACGGUGGCCUACAGGGGCGCUCACUUGCGAGGCCGGGGGCGGGCUGUGUACAAUACAUUCCGCACAGCACCUCCACCACCACCCAUCCCAGCUUACGGAGCGGUGGUGUACCAAGAUGGCUUCUAUGGUGCAGAGAUCUAUGGUGGCUAUGCAGCAUACAGAUAUGCCCAGCCCACCACCACUGCUGCCUACAGUGACAGCUACGGCAGAGUCUAUGCAACGGCAGACCCUUACCACCACACGAUCGGCCCCGCCGCCACGUACAGCGUGGGCACUAUGGCUAGCCUAUACAGAGGAGGGUACAGUCGCUUCACUCCCUACUAA
This is a messenger RNA of Lampris incognitus (smalleye Pacific opah), 690 nucleotides long. RefSeq names its product RNA binding protein fox-1 homolog 3-like. The coding region runs from base 1 to 690 and encodes 229 amino acids. Gene Ontology annotation, biological process: regulation of alternative mRNA splicing, via spliceosome; nervous system development. Lineage: Eukaryota; Metazoa; Chordata; Actinopteri; Lampriformes; Lampridae. The record is from RefSeq and is a predicted model, not a curated record. The transcript is spliced from 9 exons. Gene Ontology annotation, molecular function: mRNA binding. Gene Ontology annotation, cellular component: cytoplasm; nucleus.